AUGAUCAUCAACGUUUGCGCGUCCAGUGUGACCCGGGAACCGGCAUACUACGUCUCGAAUUAUUACUAUACUGAUGAAGCCACGUCGUCGAGUAAAGACGACGAGACGGCUUCGGAGUCGGAUUCGCAGAGCUCCGAACACCCGAAAAAACCGUCGACCACCUUGAAGUCGUCGGACAAAGAGCCAACGAUCCCGAAGAAAGAGUUCAAAAAGACGAAGCUGUUCGAGAAGAUUCGGCAGAUGAUCACCAAGCGGAAA
Molecule: messenger RNA, 258 nt
Organism: Mesorhabditis spiculigera
Lineage: Eukaryota; Metazoa; Nematoda; Chromadorea; Rhabditida; Rhabditidae
Source: the annotation of a GenBank genome assembly